AUGACUUCAAAUAGUUCCUAUGUGAAAGAUCUGUGUGGGUGUGGCAGGCAUAGGAACAUGCCCCAUAGCUCCGCCCCCACACAAAGAAACAACACCACAUGGGAACUAAUGAAGAGUCUGCUAUCAGGACUGGAAGAAGAGGAGAGGCAGCAGGACCAUCCUGUAUGGCAAUACUCAGCACAAAUUAAAG
Pelobates cultripes (western spadefoot toad) is the source of this 190-nucleotide messenger RNA. The record is from the annotation of a GenBank genome assembly. NCBI's taxonomy places the organism in Eukaryota, Metazoa, Chordata, Amphibia, Anura, Pelobatidae.